Punica granatum (pomegranate) is the source of this 1554-nucleotide messenger RNA. The record is from RefSeq and is a predicted model, not a curated record. NCBI's taxonomy places the organism in Eukaryota, Viridiplantae, Streptophyta, Magnoliopsida, Myrtales, Lythraceae.
CUUCCUCAGAAAAUUUAAAAUAAAAUAAAAAUAAAACUAGAAUAAGACGAGAAGAAAACUGGGGAAGAUGGCCACGGCGUCGAGUUUGUCCGCGUUCGUGUUUUUGAUUCUCUGCAUUUCUUCUUCUCUGACAGAAGCCCAAGUCUUCGAUGUGACCAGCCCCAAGUAUGGUGCAAAAGCCGAUGGGGCUACUGAUAUGGCCCAGGCUUUGAAAACUGCAUGGACCGAGGCAUGUGCGUCGCCUACCCCGAGCACAAUUUUGAUCCCCACUGGGGCGUUCUUGAUGGGCCAGGUUUCGCUUGGAGGCCCCUGCAAGAGCUCAAUGACAGUCCAAGUGCAGGGAAUGGUCAAGGCCCCAGCUGACCCUGCCCAGAUGAAGGGCGAUGGCUGGAUUGUCAUCCAACAUAUUGACAGUUUCACGCUUAAUGGUGGUGGCACCUUUGAUGGACAGGGCAAGAUCGCCUGGACCAAGAACGACUGCGCUGAGAAAAAAGUGUGCACUAAUCUUCCCACUAACCUGAGGUUCGACUUCGUCAACAAUGCCCUAAUCCAAAACAUAACAACCUUGGACAGCAAGCAAUUCCACGUGAAUGUCUUGGGCUGCAAGAACAUCACGUUCCAGCAUGUCACUGUGACCGCGCCUGGCGAUAGCCCCAACACCGAUGGAAUCCACAUUGGCCGAUCCAAUGGGGUCACCAUUGUGGACACCCACAUCCAGACAGGGGAUGAUUGCAUCUCAAUCGGGGACGGGAGCCAACAGGUCAAUGUCACUGCCGUGACUUGCGGGCCAGGCCAUGGAAUUAGUGUUGGCAGCCUUGGGAAGUGGAAGAAUGAGGAACCGGUGAUUGGCAUCUUCGUCAAGAACUGCACCAUCACUGGCACCAUGAACGGCGUCCGUAUCAAGACCUGGCCUGCCUCCCCUGCUGGGACUGCCACCGACAUGCACUUCGAGGAUAUCGUCAUGAACGACGUCGGCAAUCCUGUGAUUAUUGACCAAGGCUACUGCCCAUGGAACCAGUGCACGGCUGGGGUGCCAUCACAGAUUAAGAUCAGCAAGGUCAGCUUCAAGAACAUCAGGGGAACAUCAUCGACCCAGGUUGCAGUGCAGCUAUCGUGCAGCAAGGCAAUCCCGUGCGAGGAAGUAGAGCUUGCCGACAUCAACCUCACUUUCCAUGCAACCAAUGGAACCGCAGCCAAUGGGCCCACAACUUCCGUGUGUGACAAUGUCAAGCCUGUGAUCACGGGGAAUCAGAUCCCGGCCAUUUGCAGAAACUCUACUGCUGGCCCGCCCGCUGCCGCACCUGGUGCCCCGGCCAACGCCACUGCUCCCGCACCUGCUGCCCCUGGCAACGCCACUGCUGCUCCACACCCCUAAACUUACGAUGGUUGCUCCACCUUAGCCAUAUCGAAUAUCAAGAUUCGGCUUCUCAGCAUGUGAAAAACAUGGCAUACCGCACUUCCUUUUGCCCAAAUUAUUGAAGAUUGGGGAAAAAGAACUUUUUGUAGCUUAAAAUUGUAACUCUAAACAAUGAAAUAUCAUUGAUUCUUCUUAUU